This is a messenger RNA of Moneuplotes crassus, 2254 nucleotides long. The record is from the annotation of a GenBank genome assembly. Lineage: Eukaryota; Ciliophora; Spirotrichea; Euplotida; Euplotidae.
UUUUUCCAGAAUCCAAUAAUUAAUUUUCGAUACAAAUUAAAAGAUGUCUGAAGAAGUAUUCAGCUUCAAUGCCGACUUGCAGCAAUUGAUGAGUUUGAUCAUCAAUACUUUCUACUCAAACAAAGAGAUCUUCUUGAGAGAGAUCUUGUCCAAUGCCUCAGAUGCUUUGGAUAAGAUGAGAUACAAGGGAAUCACUGAGCCAGAAGCUUUGGAAUCAAAUCCAGAUUUGAAAAUCCAGCUAAUUCCAGAUAAGAGCAACAACACCCUGACUAUAUUUGAUAGUGGUAUUGCUAUGACCAAGUCUGAGCUUAUCAACAACCUCGGUACCAUCGCCAAAUCAGGCACCAAGGCUUUCAUGGAGGCUGUUUCCCAAGGAGCUGACUUGUCAAUGAUCGGUCAGUUCGGUGUCGGAUUCUACUCAACCUACCUAGUUGCUGAAAGAGUCACUGUCGUUUCAAAGUCCAACGACGACGACCAAUACAGAUGGGAGUCUAACGCUGGAGGUACCUUCACUAUCAAUAAGGAUGACAGUGAGGACCUCAAGAGAGGAACCAAGAUCAUCCUCCACUUGAAGGAAGACCAGCUAGAAUUCCUUGAAGAGAAGAGACUUAAGGAUCUCGUCAAGAAGCACUCAGAGUUCAUUGGCUUCCCAAUCGAACUUCUCUGCGAGAAGACCACUGAGAAGGAGAUCACUGAGUCUGAUGACGACGACGAUGACGAGAAGAAAGAAGACGAGAAGAAGGACGAGAAGAAGGAAGGAGAAGGCGACGAACCAAAAGUCGAAGAGGAAGAGAAGAAAGAGAAAGAAAAGAAGAAAAAGAAGAUUAAAGAAGUUUCUCACGAAUAUGAGCAGUUGAACAAGACCAAGCCUUUGUGGAUGAAGAAGCCAGAGGAAGUCACUAAGGAAGAGUAUGCCUCUUUCUAUAAAUCUAUCUCUAAUGACUGGGAGGAGCACCUCGGUGUUAAGCACUUUUCAGUAGAGGGACAGCUUGAGUUCAAGGCUCUCCUCUUCGUUCCAAAGAGAGCUCCAUUCGAUCUUUUUGAAUCCAAGAAGAAGAAGAACAACAUUAAAUUGUAUGUCAGAAGAGUCUUCAUCAUGGAUGAUUGUGAUGAACUCAUUCCAGAAUGGCUCGGAUUCAUUAAGGGAGUUGUUGAUAGUGAUGAUCUCCCAUUGAACAUCUCAAGAGAGACCCUCCAACAAAACAAGGUCUUGAAGGUAAUCAGAAGAUCUAUCAUCAAGAAGUGUCUCGAAAUGUUCGCUGAGCUCUCUGAGAACCAAGAAGACUACAAGAAGUUCUAUGAACAAUUCUCGAAGAACAUCAAGUUGGGUGUCCAUGAAGAUUCCAACAACAGGACUAAGUUGGCUGAACUCUUGAGAUAUCACUCAACCAAGAGCGGAGACGAUCUCGUCUCAUUCAAGGAAUACGUUUCUAGAAUGAAGGAGGGACAGAAGUCUAUUUACUACAUUACUGGAGAAUCCAUUGCUGCCGUCUCUAAAUCUCCAUUCAUUGAAGGAUUAAAGAAGAGAGGAUUGGAAGUGCUCUUCCUCGUAGAUCCAAUCGAUGAGUACGCUGUCCAGCAACUCAAGGAAUACGACGGAAAGAAACUUGUUUCAGUAACCAAGGAAGGACUGGACCUCGAAGAGACUGAAGAAGAAAAGAAGAAAAAGGAAGAAGAGAAAGCUAAAUUCGAAGCUCUCUGCAAACUAAUGAAAGAUGUUCUCGGAGACAAGGUCGAAAAGGUCCAACUCGGAUCCAGAAUUGAAGACUCCCCAUGCGUCCUCGUCACCAGUGAGAACGGAUGGAGUGCUAACAUGGAAAGAAUCAUGAAAGCCCAAGCUUUAAGAGAUAACUCCAUGACCUCUUACAUGAUUUCCAAGAAGACUAUGGAAGUCAACUCCAAGCAUCCAAUCAUUGAUGAGCUUAGAAAGAAGGCUGAGCAAGACCAGGGAGACAAGACCGUGAAGGAUUUGAUCUGGCUUCUCUAUGAGACCUCUCUCCUGACCUCUGGAUUCUCUCUUGAAGAGUCUACCACCUUUGCCGGAAGAAUCCACAGAAUGAUCAAAUUGGGUCUCUCCAUCUAUGACGAUGAUAAGGAAGACGAAGAUGAUGACCUACCAGAUCUCGUAGACGACGGAGAUGCUGAUGGUGAUGAUGAAGCCACCAAAAUGGAAGAAGUCGACUAAUCUCCCUAAUUGUAUCUAACUUUGAAAAAUCCAUAUUUGUUUUAGCAGAAAAUUAAUUUUCUUUCAGUU